AUGUCUUCAACUUUUGCUGCACCAGCUUCGUAUUCCGCACUGCCAUUCAAGGACAUCUCCGUGUCCCAUGUACCAGCCACUUGUCCUACAGCUACAAAAGUCCUUAUUGUAGCUUUCAAUCGUCCAGAGAAGCACAAUGCUGUCACUGCGAACCUCCUUGAAGAACUCGAAUCAAUUUAUCGAAUUAUUGAUCAAGAUGAUCGAGUUCGUGCGAUUGUUCUGACAGGCAUAGGCAACGCAUUCUGUGCUGGCGCCGAUCUACAGGUGGGAUUUGCUCCGCUGAUGGCUCAUAAGGAGAGCGAAGGGUCUAUCUCCAGAUACAGGGACCAGGGUGGUCGGGUCGCCCUCGCCAUGACCAACUGCACUAAACCCACCAUUGUCGCCGUCAACGGACCUGCAGCAGGUUUUGGAAUGACUAUUACCCUCCCCGCCGCUAUCCGCGUAGCAUGGUCUGGAGCAAAACUCGCCUUACCUUUUGCCCGCCUGGGUCUUACCCUUGAGUCUUGCAGUGCCUUCUUUCUUCCUCGACUGAUCGGUCUGGCGAAUGCGACUCAUAUAUCUACUACUGGGGCAACAUACUUGGCUUCUGACCCUCUGGUCAAGUCCAUGUUCUCAAAGCUUCUCCCAACUCCACAAGAGACAGUGGCAUACGCCUUGGAGCUAGCGACAGAGAUUGCGGACAACACUUCGCUAACGAGCACCAAACUGAUGAGGGAUAUGCUGUUAUAUGGCCCUAACACUCCAGAAGAAAUGCACGUGUUGGAUUCAAAAGCCUUUAUAUCUGUUGUCGGGUCGAAAGACAAUGUAGCUGGCAUUAAGAGCGUCAUAAAAAAGACGAAGCCAGAGUUUAGUGGGGCAUUUGAUCAAGCAUCUGUACCGUUCUGGCCAUGGUGGAAGUUCGGAAACGAUACUCAUCCAGAUGCAAAACUCUGA
This is a messenger RNA of Fusarium venenatum, 933 nucleotides long. Its product is annotated as ClpP/crotonase-like domain-containing protein. The record is from RefSeq and is a predicted model, not a curated record. Lineage: Eukaryota; Fungi; Ascomycota; Sordariomycetes; Hypocreales; Nectriaceae.